Messenger RNA from Saccostrea echinata, 4192 nucleotides. RefSeq names its product ATP-binding cassette sub-family C member 4-like. Lineage: Eukaryota; Metazoa; Mollusca; Bivalvia; Ostreida; Ostreidae. Gene Ontology annotation, cellular component: membrane. Gene Ontology annotation, biological process: transmembrane transport. The record is from RefSeq and is a predicted model, not a curated record. Bases 136 to 4152 code for a protein of 1338 amino acids. Gene Ontology annotation, molecular function: ABC-type transporter activity; ATP binding; ATP hydrolysis activity. The transcript has 30 exons.
UAAAUACCGGUAUUCUCCAUAGAUACUUACGAUUUAGAAUGUCUGGAAAUCUCCUGUAUCUAAUAGACUGAGAAAAACUGCGUGGAUUAGGUAACAUAAUGGUUAGUUAACCUACUGCUGACCUUAUUAUCCAAGAUGGCAGAAAAGGAGAAUACUUCAAAGAAAAGCAAAAUCACUGGACCAUGUCCUUUUGGAAAAGCCAACUGGCUGUCCAAAUUCACUUUCUGGUGGAUGUUCCCAGUGUUCCGCUAUGGCUUCAGACACCCGCUGACACAGGAUCACCUCUAUGAUGUUCUACAGGAGGAUGAAUCUGGUGUGUUAGGGGAUCGCAUGGAAAAAUCAUGGGAUGCCCAUGUAAAGAGAUGUGGGGAGAAGAACAAGAAGCCAAGUCUUUACUGGGCAGUGAUUCUGGAGUUCAAAUGGGAGUGGGGCAUUAAUGGCAUAUUCCUAGUAAUCUCCGAAGCAAUUAGGAUUUUACAGCCAUUUCUGGCAGGGCAGAUUGUGUCCUACUUCCAGCCGGGCUCCACCCUGUCCAAGACUGAGGUGUACAUUUACGCUACUGUGAUGGGGGUCAGCACCAUGAUAGAGCUUCUUGUCAAUCCAAAAUAUUUUUUCACCUGUCACCAUCUUGCUCUGAAAAUGAAAGUAGCUGUCGCUAGUCUUAUAUACAGAAAGAUCUUGAAAAUGAGCAGCUGGUCAAAACAUGCAACAACAUCAGGAAAGAUUAUCAACCAUUUAUCAACUGAUUUAGAAAAAUUCACAUAUACUCUGGAGAGCUUCCAUUUCUGCUGGUUGGGUCCCCUGGAGAUAGGUAUCAUUAUGUAUCUAUUAUACAGACAGAUCGGGUACAUCGGUCUCCUGAUUCUGGUGGUCAUUGUUGUUCUUCUACCUCUCCAGGUCGUCUUAGGCUGGCUGUACGGAAAACUUAGGAUGACAAUAGGGGCAGCAGGAGAUAAAAGGAUUCAUUUGAUGAACCAGAUCAUUGCUGGAAUGAGGGUCAUCAAAAUGUACUGCUGGGAAAAACCAUUCAGUGAAAUCAUCUUUAAACUCAGAAGGGCAGAGAUGGCCCAGAUAUGGAAAGCUUACAUCUGGAAGGCUAUCAACAUAGGGGUUUUCCAAACAGCCACCAUGAUAAUUGUCAUGUUUGUAUUUGGAUUGGCUUGGUACAUGGGGGUUCCGCUCUCCACACGGAAGAUCUACAGUGCCCUAGGAUGGAUCUUCUGUCUCCGAUUGACCAUCUUCUUGUUUAUGAUGUACAUGGUGGAAGAUAACAAGCAACUGUCAUCAGCACUUAAACGAAUACAGUCUUUUCUUGCAGUGGAAGAUAUGAAGAUGUUCCCCGAGUUUGAUGAAAUGACUAAAUCCAUGGAAGAUGCUGGUGUGUCUGUCUGUAUCCAGGACGUGACUGCUAGCUGGCAUGUUGCCAAUGAUACUGACAAGGACGAAGUCACUGACAAACUUGUGGACAAAGAGAUGACUCAAACAUUUUCUUUGAAGAACAUCAAUUUAAAUGUCAAACAGGGAGAACUGCUAGCAGUAGUUGGACCAGUAGGAGCAGGAAAGUCUUCCUUGCUGUUGAGUGUCCUGAAAGAGUUGCCACCAACCCUGGGAAAGCUCCAGGUGAUCGGCAGUGUGGGAUACGCCUCCCAGACUCCUUGGGUGGUAUCGGGAACAUUGCAGGCAAACAUUACAUUUGGGGAGGACAUUCAAGAAGACCGUUACCACAGAGUCCUCCGUGCCUGUGCUCUAUAUAAGGAUUUAGACCAGAUGAAGUUUGGAGACCAAACCCGGGUCGGGGAGAGGGGACUGUUGCUAAGUGGGGGACAGAAGGCAAGGCUAACACUUGCCAGAACUGUCUAUAGAGAAGCUGAUGUGUACCUCCUGGAUGACCCUCUUGGAGCAGUGGACACUGAUGUAGGCAGCCAUCUGUUCCAGAAGUGUAUUUGUGAGUUUUUGAAAGGCAAGACAAGAAUCCUUGUUACCCAUCAACUGCAAUAUCUUAGGUCUGCUGACAGAAUCAUCAUCCUUAAUGAGGGGAGAAUAGUGAAUUGUGGUACUUAUGAUGAACUUGUGAAACAGGGAACAGAAUUUUCGACAAUCCUAUCUGAUCAUGACAAGGACUUAGAGAAGAAAGAAGGAGAAGAGGACAAGAAUGAAAAAAGAAAAGGAGAAAAAAAUACAAAAGAGAAUACAGAGGAGGAAUUUUCAAAGUAUGGUAGUGUCGGAUGGAGAGUGUACAAGGAUUACUUUUUGACAGGACAUCCCUGGUUGUAUUUACCUAUUGUCAUACUUCUUCUUAUGGCAACUUAUGCUUCCUAUGGGUUUGCUGACUGGCAUUUUGCUAAGUGGGCAGAAUCAGCUGAUUUACUCAAUGUUCAGAGACAAACUGGACAGUCAUCUGGAAAUCUGGACCCAGCUGUCAUCAAUAUGUCAAAUCAAUCACUAGAACAAAAUUUGACCUACAGCAUCUCCCCCCUAAAUCACACCACUCUAUACUCCAAUGGUACCUCCAUUGUGUCCGCCACCCAGCAGUAUGUUGAUCUGUUCAUGAAGACCUACCUAGUUGCCAUAUCUAUAUUUAUUGUUGGUGUUGCCCUCUUUGGAAUGGCAUAUUUUAGAAUGUCAGUCUGCAUUAGUAAGAAACUUCACAACACCAUGUUCGAUAUCGUCAUUGGAGCCAAAACACAUUUCUUUGAUUCUAAUCCUGUUGGUCAGAUAUUAAAUAAAUUUGCAAGAGACCUUGGAAUGAUAGAUUCUGUCAUACCAUCUUUAGCCUAUGCUGUGAUAGAGACAUCCAUUCGUCUGCUGAUGCAGAUAGUCAUCACUUGUAUUGUAAAUCCCUACCUGUUGUUACCACUAACCCCAUUGGUUAUCCUGAUUUACAUACUAAGACAGUUUGCGCUACCAACCACCAGAAAUAUGAAACGUUUAGAUUCCAUCACCCAGAGCCCGGUGUUUUCCCAUAUAUCUGACACCCUAGUAGGACUCCAGUCCAUUCGAGCACUUGGAAUGGAUCGGAAGUUCCUGACGGAUUUUGACAGAUUACAGAACAAGCACACCAUUGCAGCCUUCAUGUUCUUGGCAUGUAACAGAUGGUUCAGCCUACGCUCACUGUUCUGUCUCAACGUUUACUUCAUUCUAGUCAUAUUCCUAUCUCUGGCCCUCAGAGACUCUAUUGGAUUAUCUGGAGGGUUGUUUGGAAUGGCCAUAAACUACCUCCUUGUAAUGGCUAAUCCAUUUGAAUACUUAAUGAGGGUAUCCACCUCACUUAACACACAGAUGACUUCAGUGGAGAGGAUUAUGUCAUAUACAAAAUUGGAACAAGAGGCCCCCAAAGUGUCGGAAUUCCCUCCUGCUUCCUCUUGGCCUCUUUAUGGGGAAAUCAAACUAGUCAAUGUGGGACUGCAGUAUUCUGAUGAUACUGACCAGGUCCUACACAAUAUCUCCUGUCAUAUCCACAGUCAGGAAAAGAUUGGAAUUGUGGGAAGGACAGGAGCAGGAAAGAGUUCCUUACUGGCAGCUUUACUGAGGCUGGCAGAACCCACGGGAGAGAUCCUUAUUGACAAUGUCAAUGUACUGAAGAUAGGCCUCCAUGAACUCCGCAGCAAGAUCUCGGUCAUUCCGCAGGAUCCAAUUCUAUUUAGUGGUACUUUGAGGAAGAAUUUAGAUCCAUUUGAAGAAUACACAGACGACCAAUUAUGGGAUUCACUGGAACAGGUGCAGCUCAAACUUAAAGUCCAGAGUGAGAGUGAGGGCCUGUACAUGGAGAUGACCGAGAGUGGACAGAACCUAAGUGUAGGACAGAGACAGUUGGUCUGUCUGGCUCGGGCCAUCCUGAGACAAAACAAGAUUUUGGUGCUAGAUGAGGCCACAGCCAAUGUUGAUCACAACACAGACACCUUAAUUCAGGAGACCAUUAGAACCAGGUUCAUGAAGUGCACAGUUCUAACAGUGGCCCACAGAAUUCAUACUAUCAUGGACUCGGACAGAGUUAUGGUGUUGGAACAUGGAAAACUCGUUGAAUUUGAUACACCUUACAAACUACUUCAGAGGGAAGAUGGAUUCUUCACAAAUUUGGUUCAGCAAACUGGAAAGGCCCAAGCAAAACAUUUACUGACAUUAGCUGAAAAAUACCACAAGGAAAGAUCAUGAUAACUGCAUAUUUUUGGUAUAUAAUAAAGGGGAAAAUAUG